GUUGCUUGCUCGGUUCUGCUAGUCUGCUCGCAGCAGCAGCACAGCACAGUAGCAAGGCUAAGCUAGGCCACUGCGGGAAAGAUGGCGACGGAAAAACAGAAACAUGAAGGCAGAGUGAAAAUUGGACACUAUAUUCUUGGAGACACACUUGGAGUGGGGACGUUCGGGAAAGUUAAAGUGGGGCAGCAUGAGCUGACCAAACACCAGGUGGCUGUGAAGAUCCUGAACAGACAGAAGAUCCGCAGUCUGGAUGUGGUGGGGAAGAUCCGUAGAGAGAUCCAGAACCUCAAGCUCUUCAGGCAUCCACACAUCAUUAAGCUGUACCAGGUGAUCAGCACCCCAACAGACAUCUUCAUGGUGAUGGAGUAUGUGUCCGGAGGAGAGCUCUUUGACUACAUCUGCAAAAAUGGAAAGUUGGAUGAGAAGGAGAGCCGUCGUUUGUUCCAGCAGAUCAUCUCCGCAGUAGACUACUGCCACAGACACAUGGUGGUGCACAGAGACCUGAAGCCUGAGAACGUCCUGCUGGAUGCACAGAUGAACGCCAAGAUCGCUGACUUUGGUUUGUCAAACAUGAUGUCGGACGGAGAGUUUCUGAGGACGAGUUGUGGUUCUCCGAACUACGCUGCCCCUGAAGUCAUCUCUGGAAGGUUAUAUGCAGGUCCUGAGGUGGACAUCUGGAGCAGUGGGGUGAUCCUGUAUGCCCUGCUGUGUGGGACGCUGCCCUUCGAUGACGACCAUGUGCCAACGCUCUUCAAGAAGAUCUGUGACGGGAUCUUCUUCACGCCUCAGUACCUGAACCCCUCCGUCAUCGCCCUGCUCAAACACAUGCUGCAGGUGGAUCCCAUGAAGAGAGCCACCAUCAAAGAGAUCCGAGAGGAUGAAUGGUUCAAAGAGGAGCUCCCCAAGUACUUGUUCCCAGAGGACCCGUCCUACAGCAACAACAUGAUUGACGACGAGGCCCUGAAGGAGGUGUGUGAGAAGUUUGAGUGCACUGAGGAGGAAAUCCUGACCUGCUUGUACAGCCGCAACCACCAUGACCCCCUGGCUGUGGCCUACCACCUCAUCAUCGACAACCGCCGCAUCAUGUCCGAGGCCAAAGACUUCUACCUGGCUUCCAGUCCCCCAGACUCCUUCCUGGAGGAUCAGCACCUGACCGCCUCCGCCGCGGCCGCCGCAGGCCUUAAGCCCCACCCCGAGCGCAUGCAGCCGUUCCUGGCAGCGGAGACCCCUCCCAGGCCGAGGCAUACGCUGGACGAACUAAACCCCCAGAAAUCGAAGCACCAAGGGGUGAGGCGGGCUAAGUGGCACCUGGGGAUCAGGAGCCAGAGCAGGCCCAGUGAUAUUAUGUCUGAGGUGUGCCGGGCCAUGAAGCAGCUGGACUACGAGUGGAAGGUGGUGAAUCCGUACUACCUGCGUGUAAAGAGGAAGAACCCAGUGACUGGCAUGCAGACCAAGAUGAGCCUUCAGCUCUACCAGGUGGACAGCAGGACCUACCUCCUGGACUUCCGUAGCAUAGACAAUGACAUGUUGGAGGCUAAAUCUGGGACUGCCACUCCUCACCGGUCUGGGUCUUUGGGAAACUACCGCACGGCACUUAAGAACGACACUGCUGCAGAGGGGGGGUCCCAAACCGAGGGGACUAAGGAGGAUGCUACCCCGACCCCUGCCACCUCCAUCCCUCCCACCCCCACCAAGGCUUCGGAGAGCUCCCUGACCUCCUCGCUCACCUCCUCUGUCGACUCAACGGGAGGCGACCUCGCCCUGACGACAGCGUACCCGCGGCCCGGCAGCCACACCAUAGAGUUCUUUGAGAUGUGCGCCAAUCUCAUCAAGCUACUUGCACGAUAGCUCACAAUCAAGUCAAAACGUUCGCCUUUUUUUUCUCUCUGAGUGUCUUUAUAAGCAAUAAGCAUGCAACCGAUUCAUGGCUCGGUUCAUCCCCACCAUGGGCGGGGGAACUGGCUAGGGUUGUUCCAUGGCACUGAUGAUGCAGGUUCAGUUCGCACCUACCCUGACUCACUUGGGGGUUGUUGUCAGAGCAGAGGGGUGGGGUGUAGGGAAAGGUGAAUGACAAUGACCAAGCCACUUUAUUAUAUUCAUGAUGACAGAAUACUAUUUUAGAGAUGGUUUUAUAUUUUCACGAUCAUUAUAAUUGGCAGACGAUGAUUUCUUCCCCCUCUUAGAUCACAUUCCACCCAUAUAUAUAUAUAUAUAUAUAUAUAUAUGCUAAGUCUGAGUGAUACACUGAAUUUGCUUUACUGUACUCAGUGGGCUUUGCUGUCCUUUUUUUCAGUAGAGAAAACAAAAGCAAAUGACCCUGUAUCUUUCUCUCUCGAUCGCAUCAGGGUGGAAAAAGGAGUUGGUACUUAAUCCACAUUUUUGUUUAGCUGUUUUGUUGUUAAUUGAAUUAAGUUUUAAGACUAGAUGUCCAUGUUCUUUGUCAUUGUUGUAAAAAAAAAAAAAAAAUGCUUGUAUGGAUUUAUUUGUCCUCUACAUUUUUAUAUAUAUAAAUAAAAAACAUGCAUUUGGAUAUAUUUAUCAGUGCUUUAAGUGGGAAUUGUAGAUUAUAUUGAGAUAAAUAAUUAUGGACUGAAUUAUUUUUCUUUAUUUUUUGCAUACGACUAUAUUGCUGGAUGACAUUUUAUUCCUUUUACUGCUUUCUUAAAUCAAUAUCAGUUUUUUUAAAAAUCAGUUAUUCUAUACACAUUGUUUUUCCUCACUCUCUCCCAAGAGUUCUUUGCCAUGCUAGUCAAAAUGAGACGUACCUAUACUUAAUUCAAAUAUACCAUUUUGUUUUUUUCAUUUUACCAAUUUAUCUUUAAGAGGUUGAGGGCUAUAUGCAUUCAUAAAUGUGUCUUGACUGAGUGACAUGCCUUUUAGCAGGAUUUGACCAACAUUCAGUUUGUACACAUGCCUAUCCAUCAGUUACACAUUGAGAGAUUGGGACCAUUGUGAGUGGUGAUGUGCAGCAAGUACAUGUGCAUGGACAAUGUAAAUUGAUGAAGGAAACAAUCACAACAACAAAAAUCACUAUUUCACUUUUCUUGCCCCC
Molecule: messenger RNA, 3052 nt
Organism: Coregonus clupeaformis (lake whitefish)
Lineage: Eukaryota; Metazoa; Chordata; Actinopteri; Salmoniformes; Salmonidae
Product: 5'-AMP-activated protein kinase catalytic subunit alpha-1-like
Exons: 9
Coding region: 82-1848 (588 amino acids)
Biological process (GO): intracellular signal transduction; protein phosphorylation
Cellular component (GO): cytoplasm
Molecular function (GO): protein serine/threonine kinase activity; ATP binding
Source: RefSeq, a predicted model, not a curated record